Messenger RNA from Ambispora gerdemannii, 124 nucleotides. NCBI's taxonomy places the organism in Eukaryota, Fungi, Glomeromycota, Glomeromycetes, Archaeosporales, Ambisporaceae. The record is from the annotation of a GenBank genome assembly.
GGUAGGGUAUAGCAAUAAAACUGGAAUUAGUAUAAUAAAAUGUCAUCUUGAAAAUCAUCGUAAAAUGGAAUAUGAAAAAAGUCAAACAACUUAUUGGACUUUUGCUUUACUGGAUUAUUUGUGA